This is a messenger RNA of Hordeum vulgare subsp. vulgare (domesticated barley), 895 nucleotides long. RefSeq names its product sorcin-like. The record is from RefSeq and is a predicted model, not a curated record. Lineage: Eukaryota; Viridiplantae; Streptophyta; Magnoliopsida; Poales; Poaceae. The coding region runs from base 81 to 590 and encodes 169 amino acids. Gene Ontology annotation, molecular function: calcium ion binding. The transcript is spliced from 10 exons.
GACGUAAACCUGCCAGCUUCCUCCCCCCCGUCCCAACCCCCGGAAACGCUCUGGUAGUCUCCGUCGGCGGAGCGGCGGAGAUGGAGAACGCGGUGGUGCUCCGGGAGUGGUUCGACCGCGUCGACGCCGCCGGCACCGGCAACGUCACGGCUCCUCAGCUCCAGAGCGCGCUGGCCGUGGGCAACCUCGACUUCCCGCUCUCCGUCGUGCAGCAGAUGAUCAGGAUGUACGACUUCGAUCGGAACGGCACCAUGAGCUUCCAAGAGUUCUUGGCUCUUAACAAGUUCCUUCACAAGGUGCAGGGUGUCUUCUCCACCCUAGAAAGGGGUCGUGGAUUUCUCAGUCUUGAGGAUGUGUAUGAGGCAUUAAUCAAACUCGGUUUCUCUUUGGAUUCACCUGCCUUCUACACUGUCUGUGAGAGCUUCGACAGGAGCAAGAAGGGGAUGGUUCGUUUGGAUGAGUUUAUAUCGAUCUGCAUCUUUGUUCAGUCAGCUCGUAACCUGUUCAGUUCAUUCGACACAACCAAGCAAGGGAAAGUGACCUUCGAUUUCAACCAGUUUGUCUACUGCACGGCGAACUGCAGGAUAUAGCUCUAUUACUGGAAACCUGUACAUGUUAGAGAAGACCAAAAAAGAAGAAAUGCCAGCAGUCACCGGAAUCACAUGUUAAUGCAGCUCAUUGUUUUGCGAAGGAAGGUUUUGUUGGCGCAUACAUUUGAAAGUCUGAAUUUUGAGUCAUCAUUUGGUUCAUCUUCCUAGUGUCCCUGAGAUAUUAUGUGAUUUAAUACCAUCCAGAGCUGUAUACACACAAGAAAACUAGACAUGCCUAUGCAUGACUCUAUGCUUUGUAAUUCUGCAUCUGGAAACCCGGGAACAACACCAUGUUUGGACUAUUA